GUUUUGCUGAUCUUUGCAAAAGAAGACAACCAAAGUGAUGGUUUCUGGUGGGCUUGUGACAGAGCUGGAUACAGGUGCAAUAUUGCACGGACUCCAGAGUCAGCGCUUGAAUGUUUUCUUGAUAAGCACCAGGAAAUAAUUGUUAUAGACCACAGGAACUCCAGAUAUUUUGAUGCAGAAGAUAUCUGCAGGUCUAUUCGUGCCACAAAACCAUCAGAGCACACUGUAAUACUUGCUGUGGUUCCACGCUUAUCUGCUGACCAAGAAGAGACUUCUGUUCUUCCCCUUCUUAAUGCGGGCUUUGAUAGGCAAUUCGUGGAGAAUAGCAGCAUAACUGCUUGUUACAAUGAACUGAUUCAAAUAGAACAUGGGGAAGUGCGAUCUCAGUUCAAAUUACGGGCUUGUAAUGCAGUGUUUACAGCAUUAGACCAUUGUCAGGAAGCUAUAGAAAUAACCAGUGAAGAUCAUGUCAUUCAGUAUGUUAAUCCAGCCUUUGAACGGAUGAUGGGGUAUCGCAAGGGAGAGCUUAUUGGCAAGGAACUUACUGAGCUACCAAAAAGCGAUAAAAACUGUGCAGAUAUUUUAGACUCUAUCAACACAUUUAUUAAAAAAGGAAAGGAAUGGCAAGGAGUUUAUUAUGCAAGAAGAAAAUCAGGAGACAGUAUCCAGCAGCAUGUGAAGAUAACACCUGUGAUUGGACAAGGAGGGAAAAUAAGACACUUUGUGUCCCUCAAAAGGCUGCAUUGUACCAAUGAAAACAACAAACAGCUCUACAAGAGUCACCGUGAUGAGAAGUACACUGGAGACAAUGCUCAGUCAGAAUCCCAUUCCUUCAAAUGCAAGAACAGAAGGAAAGACUCAACUGAUAUUAAGUCAAUAACAUCUCAAAGUAGUGACGCUCCAAGUUUGCAGACCCGACGGUACUCUUCCAUGGCAAGGAUCCACUCAAUGACAAUAGAAGCUCCUAUCACAAAGGUUAUUAACAUAAUUAAUGCUGCCCAGGAAAACAGCCCUAUCACAGUAGCAGAGGCCUUGGACAGAGUUCUGGAAAUCCUGCGGACAACAGAACUUUACUCCCCUCAGCUAGGUACCAAAGAUGAAGAUCCUCACACAAGUGAUCUUGUUGGAGGUCUGAUGACUGAUGGUUUGAGAAGAUUGUCAGGAAACGAGUAUGUGUUUUCUAAGAAUAUGAACCUGAGCCAUAGUCACUUUUCAGUGCCAAACACCAUCAACGAUGUUCCGCCCUGUAUCGCACAGCUCUUGGAUAAUGAGGAAAGCUGGGACUUCAAUAUUUUUGAGUUGGAGGCUGUUACAAAUAAAAGGCCCUUGGUGUAUUUGGGCUUAAAAGUUUUUGCCCGGUUUGGGGUCUCUGAGUUUUUAAACUGUUCAGAAGCAACACUGCGAGCGUGGCUGCAGGUGAUUGAGGCCAACUACCACUCCUCCAACUCAUACCACAACUCCACACACGCAGCAGAUGUCCUACAUGCUACCGCCUUCUUUCUUGGGAAGGAGAGAGUUAAGGGAAGCCUUGACCAUUUAGAUGAGGUGGCUGCGUUAAUAGCUGCCACCAUUCAUGACGUAGACCACCCUGGACGGACCAACUCUUUCCUGUGCAAUGCAGGCAGCGAGUUAGCUGUGCUUUACAAUGAUACGGCUGUAUUAGAGAGUCAUCACACGGCACUGGCAUUUCAGCUUACAACUAAAGACAGCAAAUGCAACAUUUUCAAAAAUAUUGAUAGAAAUCACUACCGAACGUUGCGCCAGGCCAUUAUUGAUAUGGUUUUGGCAACAGAGAUGACAAAGCACUUUGAGCAUGUGAAUAAAUUUGUGAACAGCAUCAACAAGCCAAUGGCAUCUGAGGAGACAAGCCCACAUAGUGAAGGCAGCGACUGUGAAUGUACAGCGAAUAUAAAGAAUUUUCCAGAUAACCAAACAUUGAUCAAGCGCAUGAUGAUUAAAUGUGCGGAUGUAGCAAAUCCAUGUCGCCCUCUAGAGCUAUGUAUCGAAUGGGCAGGGAGGAUUUCAGAGGAGUAUUUUGCACAGACUGAUGAAGAGAAGAGGCAAGGUCUGCCUGUUGUAAUGCCAGUAUUUGAUAGAAACACCUGCAGCAUCCCCAAGUCUCAAAUUUCCUUCAUUGACUAUUUUGUAACAGAUAUGUUCGAUGCGUGGGAUGCAUUUGCACAUCUGCCUGUUUUGAUGCAACACUUGGCUAAUAACUACAAACACUGGAAAACACUGGAUGAGUUAAAGUGCAAGAGUCUCAGGCUCCCAUCAGAAAACAACAACUGA
Molecule: messenger RNA, 2289 nt
Organism: Tauraco erythrolophus (red-crested turaco)
Lineage: Eukaryota; Metazoa; Chordata; Aves; Musophagiformes; Musophagidae
Source: RefSeq, a predicted model, not a curated record